Messenger RNA from Astyanax mexicanus (Mexican tetra), 843 nucleotides. RefSeq names its product gamma-crystallin M2. Lineage: Eukaryota; Metazoa; Chordata; Actinopteri; Characiformes; Acestrorhamphidae. Gene Ontology annotation, molecular function: structural constituent of eye lens. The transcript is spliced from 4 exons. Gene Ontology annotation, biological process: lens development in camera-type eye; visual perception. The coding region runs from base 86 to 721 and encodes 211 amino acids. The record is from RefSeq and is a predicted model, not a curated record.
UACAGUCAGGUAUAAAUACGAGAGUUAAACCAGGCAGAGUGUGUGAGUCACCAGUUUGAAACAGCUAAAAAACAAAGCAGUCAAAAUGAACGGCAAGAUCGUCUUCUACGAGGACAGGAACUUCAUGGGGCGCUCCUGGGAGUGCACCAGCGACUGUCCUGACAUGUCCUCCUACAUGAGCCGCUGCCACUCCUGCAGGGUGAUGAGCGGCUGCUGGAUGGUCUACGACCAGCCCAACUACAUGGGUCACCAGUAUUUCGUGAGGAGGGGCGAGUACUCUGACUACAUGAGCAUGUGGGGAUUCAACAGCUGGAUCAGGUCUUGCCGUAUGAUCCCCAGGUCCAGCGGAUCCUACAGAGUGAGGGUCUACGAGAGGGAUAACUACAUGGGUCAGAUGAUGGAGAUGAGCGACGACUGCGAGAACUUCAUGGAGCGCUACAACUGGUCCCACGGAUGCCAGUCCUGCCACGUGAUGGACGGCCACUGGCUCAUGUACGAGCAUCCCAACUACAUGGGCAGGAUGUGGUACUUCGGACCCGGACACUACAGGAACUUCAGCAACUAUGGCAACAUGAGGUUCAUGAGCAUGAGGCGCAUCAUGGACUCCUGGUUCAGCGAACAAAUCGUAUCCGUGAGGACCGACGUACUGCAUGAAGCUGUUCCCUGUGUGCUUACGCGCUCAUCUCCCCCUCCCUCUGCAGACAGGUGCGUCCAAAACUAAGAUGAUCGGCCCCUGAAUAGCAUCAGAUUGGGACUUCUGGUAUUUUUUUUGUUUUAUUUUUUUAUGUUUUUUAUUUUUUUUUCCUAUAAAGAUUUGAAAAUAAAAGUCGUGUUGCUGUUCCA